This is a messenger RNA of Cucurbitaria berberidis CBS 394.84, 1665 nucleotides long. RefSeq lists its product as uncharacterized. The transcript has a single exon. NCBI's taxonomy places the organism in Eukaryota, Fungi, Ascomycota, Dothideomycetes, Pleosporales, Cucurbitariaceae. The coding region runs from base 32 to 1351 and encodes 439 amino acids. The record is from RefSeq and is a predicted model, not a curated record.
GACCGCAAAUGCGAACACCACAUCCAACGCCAUGAAACCCGGCAGCCUGCCAAUGCGCGUCCGGACGCGGCCAGUGUGCCAAUUGUGCGACUACAUACUGCAGCAGCCUACAUAUCGCCGCGCAUUCGUGUCCGCCUCCACCCUCCAGGCACCCUCAAUACCAAGGCAACCCGCGCGAGCACAUGGCGUAACACCACGGGUACCCUCGCGAAGCUUUACGACGACGGCGCGGAAAUCACGUGAGUCUGAUAGUAGAGGCGAUGGGGGUCUACAAACAUCGGAGAGGGUCGCUGCGUUGAGAGAGGAGCUGGUUGUGGUGGAAGGUCGGAUCCGGGCAAUAUACGAUUCACCCAAGGUCGAGACGGAGGCCGUUGUGCUGGAGGCAUUGGAUGGACUGGAACACAUUGCACAGCAAGCAAUAGCGAUACGCGCACGGCAACCUCCGCCCACCAAGGUUCCCAUCAGGCAAAGCGCCGCAGGCGCAAUACUCUCUGGCCUGGGUAACGAAGAGAGUGUCAGUAGCCAGAGGAGGACCAGGUCCAAGCAGUUGGGACUCGAUGCGCUUCCGUCGCCUUCGUACCUGUCCAACCUGGCCGAGGACCUUAUCAAACAUGAAAAAGUCUUUGUUUCGCCCAAUGUUCUCGCAGUGUAUAUCCACCUCCAACGGCUGCUUGCGCGCCCCAAGACCAUCCCAGAAGCCCUGUACCUCUACGCCAACAAGGCCGUACCUGUAGAAGGCUCGUCACCACCCAAGUUCUCGCACCCAUCGCCAAAAGCUGCGAAACAAGCGGUCCCAGCAGAGCUCGCCGACCAGGCCCUGACGGCAGCUAUCGACGCGAAAGAUCUAUCACUGGCCCUCGAUGUUGUUGACCAGACCUACCGCACCCCUGCCUGGCGACGGCACCGCAUGGUCACAAAGAUGGGCCUGCCCGCAUUGUUAGCAGGAAUUUCACCCCUCGCGAUGUACAUGAUCGCUCAAGAGCUCUCCGUCUACAGUGGCUACAUCGACCCCUGGACCUUUAAGAUGUACGCCUUUGCGGGCUUGAGCACCUACGUCUUGUGCACCGGUACGCUCGGCUUCGUCGCACUUUCGACGUACAACGACAGCCACGACAGAGUCGUUUGGAGGCCAGGUGUUCCGUUGUUGGAUCGCUACUUCAGGGAAGAUGAACGAGCGGCACUGGAUCGGAUCGCAUGCGCGUGGGGCUUUAAGGAGCUCUGGAAGAGGGGCGACGAAGAGGGUGAGGAGUGGGAGGGGCUGCGGCAGUGGAUCUUGCUGAGAGGUAUGGUGCUCGACAAGCCUGAUCUAAUGCCGGGUAUGAACUCCACGCUUCAUGAACGAGAACGGUAGCGAUGGGUGUGUACGAGAUAACUGAACUGUUCAUAGAUAGUGUCGUUGGCGGCGGACGGCCAAGCUAUAUACCAUACUGUACAAUCCACACCAUAAUACUCUUCGGUUUCGCACUUUUCCUAUCGUCAACACGAGCAAAAAGGAGUUUCUAACCGUCAUACUAUUCUCAAGGAGAUCGAACCACUACGCUCAGCCCUAUCCAAGGACGGAAGAACCGCAAAAAAGAAGGCAUUGGUGAUUACUCCAGGUUUAUGCGACACCUGUGUGAUUCGAACACACGCUCCCGAAGGAACUGGCUAACUUCCGCUCUUUCG